Molecule: messenger RNA, 1443 nt
Organism: Musca vetustissima
Lineage: Eukaryota; Metazoa; Arthropoda; Insecta; Diptera; Muscidae
Gene: GNBP1
Product: gram-negative bacteria-binding protein 1
Exons: 5
Coding region: 1-1443 (480 amino acids)
Biological process (GO): carbohydrate metabolic process
Molecular function (GO): carbohydrate binding; hydrolase activity, hydrolyzing O-glycosyl compounds
Source: RefSeq, a predicted model, not a curated record
AUGAAUAAAUUGCACUUAAUUGUUGGCAUUUUAUAUUUUUUAAAUCGAUUUGUCUUUAAUUAUGGCUAUACUGUGGAUACGGUAAAAUUGGAUGUGUUUGAUGAUAAGUUUCAAGCCUCGAUACCAAAUGAUCCCGACAUCAAAUGGGUGGCUUUCAAUGUCAACAUCAACAAAGCCUUUAAAUCAUUCGAAGCUGGCCAGCUAUCCGGUUUGGUCGGUAUGCCCAGAGACAACAAGUGGUCACAUGAAUUUACACGUUCCCUCUCCGAUAUGGAUAUUAUUUAUAUUUGGUUGGCCAUACAACAUGAUCGUGUUAUAUUUCGUGAUAAACAAGGACCAUUUUCGGUUGCUGCCAUACGACGGGGUGAUUCGAAUAUAAUGGCCAUUACAACGUCUUCAACAACAACCACAACGACGACCACGACAGCAUCACCUCCACCAUCUCCAAUUGAAGUUGGUAAUAAUCGUGUAGAUGCUACUACCGAACAGACCGAAAAUUGUUAUGCCUCACAAACGGAAUUGCCCCAUGGAAAUAAUAAACAUUGUAAGGGUGAUCUGCUCUUUGAAGAGACUUUUGAUUCCCGCCUUGAUGAGAAUCGUUGGACAAAUGAAGUACGUAUACCCAUAAGGACGACAGAUGAUGAAUUUGUUAUGUACAAUGGAACUGCGUAUGUGGAUAAUGGUAUAUUGAGAAUAACUCCAACGCUGUAUGGCGGAUCGAUUAAUAUAGAUAAUAUUAAUUUGGGCAGUAGAUGUACCGACAUAUAUGACAAAUGUCAUCUACAAGCUAGGCCCAAUUUCUAUAUACCACCCAUAGUAUCGGGCCGUAUAAAUACAAGGAAAUUUUUCAAUUUUAAAUAUGGAAGGAUUGAAGUAAGGGCAAAAGUACCCAAAGGAGAUUGGUUGGUACCAUUACUGAUGCUCCAGCCAAAUGCAAAGCGAUAUGGUAAUAGCGGUUAUAAAAGCGGUGAAAUACGCAUUGCUUUUGUUCGUGGCAACACACAGCUGAAAUGGAAUAGUUUAGAUAUUGAUGGUUCGUAUUUAUAUGGUGGUGCCAUUGUUAAUUCUGAUGCCGAUCUUAGACAUCAAUUUAUGGCCAACACAACAUUGGAUGAUGUUAACGGUGCUAAAGAACAUUUUGGCAAUGCUUAUCAUGUCUACUCAUUGAUUUGGAAACCAACAGAGUUACUGUUGUCUGUCGAUGGUUAUCAAUAUGGUCGUAUUAAAACGGAUUUUAAAAAUUCGAUACAAGAACCGUUUUUCAUAACCUUGGGCUUGUCAGCUGGUGGACAUGGUGAUUUUCCUUUGGAUGUUGCAAAUAAACCCUGGAAGAAUACCGAUCCAAAGGCGGCAUUACGUUUCAAUGAAAAACGCAAUGAAUGGUCCAGGACAUGGGAACAACCUUCCUUGGAAGUGGAUUAUGUAAGGGUGUAUGCCAUUUAA